This is a messenger RNA of Patiria miniata (bat star), 1698 nucleotides long. It is a transcript of the gene rnaseh2c, whose product is annotated as ribonuclease H2 subunit C-like. The record is from RefSeq and is a predicted model, not a curated record. Lineage: Eukaryota; Metazoa; Echinodermata; Asteroidea; Valvatida; Asterinidae. Gene Ontology annotation, cellular component: ribonuclease H2 complex. The coding region runs from base 113 to 547 and encodes 144 amino acids. Gene Ontology annotation, biological process: RNA catabolic process. The transcript is spliced from 5 exons.
UCCAGGUUUCGCUCAGUAUGGUGCCGAAUUUUCGCGCUCGCGGGAAGUUUCACUGACUUGGCAUGCUUUCAUCAGUUUCACACAGUCGACGUUUGCAUGCAGGUCGCCGACAAUGUCACUUUUCUUGAACAAGAAGUCUGUUGCCGAUUCAUCACCCGCAGAUGUUCAUCUUUUAGGCUGUAAUGUAGAACACACAGGAGACGCAAAAGUGUCUGAGUUCUUCAAAACUGCCAUUCGCAAAAAGAAAAAUGAGAAUGAUUUGUCGGCGACAUUUCGUGGGAGGACACUAUGCGGACAGGUGUUGAACGUACCAACAGGAUACACAGGUCUUGUCCUGAAAGAGAAUCAAAGACCAUUCAUGGAGGAAGAGGACAGAACACUCCAAGCAACUCACCAGUUUGACAAGUUCACCUACUGGAACUUGGAGAUGACUCCAUCCGUCAAUGAUGCGGUUGUCAAGGCGAUGAUGUGGCCGGAGAUUGCCGAGGCUAUCCAUGCCGCCGGAGACACCAAUGACAGCCAGGAGAGUGUCAAAAGUCAAAGGUGAUGAUGUAGGUCAGAUAGGCCAUUUUGAGGACUGAUGCUUGCUUCCAAUGACUGAUCUUGAGCAUGCAUGGGAUGCUAACAUGCAUUGUUCAAGGGACUCCACUACAGCAGGCGCGGUUCGAGAGCCAUUUUUUUUGGGGGGGGGGCCUAGGAGGGUGGAUCCCCAAAAAAUUCUGGGAGGCAUGUUGAAAUGUAGCCUGGUUAUUUUCUCCGGACGUUUGCUAGUGCAUUUUUUUUUAAAGGAAUUUUUUGGGGGGUGAUGGCUCGACAAAAUUUUGCCCUAGCCCCCUCCCCCCCCCCCCCCCCAGAACUGCUACUCUGCACUACAGGGUAUAGCUAGAGCGAUAGGUUCGUAGUUCUAAUGCGGACAUGACUGAAGGCAUGGGAAAAACAUUUGAAAGGACUUGAAUCAAGUCUACAAGUUUUGUGAAUUGAGGAGUUCCUCAAACCACUCACAGCAUGUGGAUUUAAUGUACAUUAUGGGUUGGACUUGCAUUGAAUACGGUGAAUUACAUACAUGUACAUAGGUAAAUUUUCAUAGCUACCGAGAUUGAAUAUUGAUUAUUUAGAAUGAAGUAUUAAAACUAGCCUCCCGAGGUUAUCCAUGGAAUAUUCUUGAAUCGGUGUUCAGAAUAUUCCUGGGUGCAAAGCCGAGGGUAAAAAGAACGCUCUAUGAAUCAUUGAGGGAGGUUAGUUUUUACUGUAAUACAAGUUAAAGAAGUAAAUUAUUGUUUUAUAAUUCCUCAACCACAGAUUCUGCUAGAUUUUGAGAGAUUACUGAUUAAUUUUAACCCAAAGCUAAUAAAAAUUAUCCAAUUUCAAUAUGAAAUUAGUGGAAAUUUACUUUAAUUUGUUUCCAAAUUACCCUUCAUGAAAUGUUUGCGCCCAGCUCUGUAUCACCUUGUUGCUAUAUGUAUAGUACUUCUCAGUGCGAGGCUACCAUUGUGCAGUAAUUUAGGCUUGGCACAGUCAAAUGGUUAAAAUGGUGAAUACCAUGUGACGUACACGGAAACAGAAUCUGCAGGUGAGGUAUUAUAAGAUGAAUAUAUGCACUGAUAUUUCAAUUACUUAUUGCUCUUUUAUUAGUGAAAUUGGUCCAAUGAUUUAUGUCCAAUUUGAUCUGAAUAAAAAGUACCAAUGUGGACAGGAAAA